GCUUUCCUUUUGCGUUUAGGGAAAAAGACUCCUUUCUCCUCUCUCCUCUCUCUCUCUCUCUCUCACACCCGACUUCGAUUCCCAUCACCGCCGGAAGCAGCGGACCGAGACACUACUAACGACGCCAUCACCGGGGUUGAGGACAUCCAAAAGAAAGUUUGAGGAGCUAAUAAAGUGCCAUAACGACAGAGUUUCCAUUCGCAAUAGGUUGUUGACAUGACUGUAUUUCUCCUUCCGUUCGUGAAUGGCUCCCCUCAUUCAGAAAGUUUACUUGUGGCUCUCUCAAGUUUACAACUAAUAGUCAAGUUCACUGUGAUUCCGAAGCUGUAUUGAUCAAGAUUCUUUGCUUAAAAGGGUUGGAUGGAUUUAGAGACGGAGAACAGAAUAGCUGCAAUUCUUAUGAGAGAAGCCGCUGAAUUGCGGCGUCAAGCUGAGAAGGAAGGUGUGCAUGCUUAUCUUCAACAGCCUAAAACAAGGUUCCGGCCGAAUUCACGCUUCCUCAGUGCUACUGUUCGUGGUGUGCAACAAGCAAAUCGAGUUGUUGAAGUGAAUGAAAUGUGGCGACUCCGGCAGAAAGAGAAGGAAUUGGACAAUAGGCUGAAAGGGAACAAGGCUGAGAGCAGGUGUCGCGGAGAUAGCAACUCUCCGAGAUGCAGUGGUAAGGGACAUGCCGUCACAGAUGACAGUGCCGGUCCUUCUUGCUCGUCAAGGAAAAGAGAAUACGAGAGCUGCCAUUCAAGGCAAGAGAAUGGUUUAGGAGACGAAGAACUCGAAGAAUUUUUACAUUCAAGAGUCAAGCGUGGCAGAGGUGCUGUUGGGUCAAGGAUGGAUGAAAAGGGUCCUUAUCUUCCCCGUUCUUCGGACUCCCAGGAAGAGCAGCUGCAGAGGCCCAGUAUACAAGAACGCCGUGCGUAUGGACCAGAGAGGCCUUCACAUAACUUGUGUUAUCCUUCCGAAGAGGAGCAUGACGAUGAGAGGAAGAAAUCAAAAAAGGUGAAGUCUGGUAGCCCGAACAAGCACAAAUCCAAGGAAAAAUCUAAAGAGAAGAAGAGGAAGGACGAAAAUACAAAUAAAUACCAUACUUAAGAGGCGCUUUAUCUGAGAAGAAUUCUCUGGCUUGUACGGAAUUGGUGCAUAUUUUUCUCGAAUCCUGUUAACCCUACAAUGCGAUGCGCGUGUGUUGCCUACCCGAGCAUCUGAAAAGCCUGUUCACUCAAAAGACGACCAUCAUAAACUCAAAAUAUUCAGAACUUUGCAUGGAGAAAGUUUUGACAUUCGUCUAAUAACUUCUCAACCAUAUGACUUUUUAA
Molecule: messenger RNA, 1310 nt
Organism: Pyrus x bretschneideri (Chinese white pear)
Lineage: Eukaryota; Viridiplantae; Streptophyta; Magnoliopsida; Rosales; Rosaceae
Exons: 5
Coding region: 361-1086 (241 amino acids)
Source: RefSeq, a predicted model, not a curated record